AUGCCACAAAAGAAAAAAGCAACUGGACGUAGAUCUGAACCUAAGCUAUUUCGUUGUACAGGAUUUGGUAACUGUGAUAUGGUCUUUACUCGCAGUGAGCAUUUAGCUAGACAUGCAAGAAAGCAUACAGGAGAGAAACCAUUUAAAUGUGUUGUACCUAAUUGUGAUCGAAUGUUUAGUAGAUUUGAUAAUAUGAUGCAGCAUACACAUACUCAUAAUCGUACAAAAAAGAAAGAUAGCCAUGGCUCAGAUAAUAAUCACAAAAAGAUUGUACCUGAAAAUAAAGCCAAUAAUAUGCAUUUACCUUCUAUGCCUAAUUCACCAAAGACUUAUAAUAGCCAAAAGCCUCAUAUGAUUGAUAACCAUAUAAUUUUACCCGGUCCACGUCCAGUAAAUGAUCCUAAUAAUAAACCAGCUACAGUUAUCUAUCCACAUCCAAUGUAUUAUCAGCAACAACAACAACAACAACAACAAACUUACCCUCAUCCUCCUCCAUCUCCUAAUUCUCAACAAGAGGAGGAUUAUAUCAAAUAUCAACAGCAGUAUUAUAGUCAUUAUCCUAUUCAACAACAGCAAGCUUGGGGUACUCCUACUAUCUAUUAUACAUCUACAACUCCAUCCCAAUUCCCUUCCACAAACAUGAUGAUGCCUCCUCCACACUCGCAUCAUCAUCCACCACCUCCUCUUUCUCAACACCCUCCCCCUCCCUCACUAUCUCAACAACAGCAACCGUCUUUUGUAUCAUCUAAUAUGACUGAUUAUUUUGGAAAACAAGAACAGCAAGAACAGCAACAGCAAGAACAACAACAGCGUAAAAAUUCAAUUCAUAGCGAAUCAACGACAAUUACAAUGUCAAAAAGAAAACUUUCGUAUAUUGAAUUGUCUACACCUAUUCAAGAAUUAGGAUUAAAAAAUCAUUAUUAUCCCAUUAUGGCCUUAGCUAAUAAUCGUGCUUCUUCUGAUUCAACUACAACAACAAUGAUAGAAGACGACGACGACGACGAUGAAAGGCAAAUGUCGCCAUUAUCUAUCAAUGAUUUAGAAAUGAAUAGUGAUAAUAGCAACAAAUCUUCACCGAUAUCAUCCCGUUUCAAGCCAGAUGGUAUUGAUAUCACACUAGAUGAAUAUGAAGCACUUCAAGGUUUUGGUAAAUUCUGUACCGAACCUAUAGUUCGAGAACCUAUCUUAAUGACCCGUAUUACGACUUCACCUUCUUCUUGUAUUUCUUUGCCUAUUGAACUACCUCCUUUACACAAUAUAUCACCUGCUGCCGUUUUAUCGAAUACAGUCAGUUUAUCUUCUCGAAUCCAGGCUUUCCGUCAACACGUCUUAACUGCACAUGAAUCCUUUCAAAGACCAGUACGAAAUGGCGUCAUCUAA
Cokeromyces recurvatus is the source of this 1380-nucleotide messenger RNA. RefSeq lists its product as uncharacterized. Gene Ontology annotation, cellular component: chromatin. Bases 1 to 1380 code for a protein of 459 amino acids. Gene Ontology annotation, biological process: regulation of transcription by RNA polymerase II. Lineage: Eukaryota; Fungi; Mucoromycota; Mucoromycetes; Mucorales; Mucoraceae. The record is from RefSeq and is a predicted model, not a curated record. The transcript has 3 exons. Gene Ontology annotation, molecular function: RNA polymerase II cis-regulatory region sequence-specific DNA binding; DNA-binding transcription factor activity, RNA polymerase II-specific.